AUGCGGAGAGACGUUACAAGUCUCAGUGCAACAAAAGAUCCACGUAUCUGUAGUGAACCAUUUUCGUCAGAUGAUUUCGUUCAACAAUCUAAUCAGGUGAUGUUGUCGUCAGAUGCCAUACCGAUUUGGAAAGGCAAAGCAGACGGAUCGGGUCGUACUUCGAGAUCACGAUCAGAAACAUCUCUAGGAAGGGAUGACAGGUCCGGUGGAAGAAGUCGUAACUUCUCAGCUAGUUUCAAUAUUGCUGAUUUUAACGUGGAGGAGGAGAUGCAGUUAUUAAGAGCAAAGGUUUUGGUGUUAAAAUUACAGACAUUGCCACCAUCGUUAGAAACCUAUGAAAAUGACGACGAGAGUAUUGCUCUUUAUACUGGAUUUCCAAGUUAUGCUGUUGCCCGUUUUGUUCUUGAUUUAGCUGAUCCGGGCAAAAAUGAUCUUGCGAAAAGGUUUCAUGUUAGUCAUAUGACAGUUUCAAGGUUAUUCGAUCGAUGGAUUAAUUAUUUGUAUAUUAGAUUUGCCAAAUUUCCUAUAUUUCUCACAGCUGAAUAUGUCAAACAACAUUUACAUCCAACAUUCACAUCGUUUCCCAAUUGUGCACUUGUUAUAGACAGUUUUCCUGUGUAUAUACAAUGA
Didymodactylos carnosus is the source of this 630-nucleotide messenger RNA. The record is from the annotation of a GenBank genome assembly. NCBI's taxonomy places the organism in Eukaryota, Metazoa, Rotifera, Eurotatoria, Philodinida, Philodinidae.